AUGGUGAGAUACUCUUAUAUCAGGGUACCAGGACUGCUGAGGAUGAUAGAAGCAGGUGGCAUUAGAGUGAUUGUUACAAUUGCAAAAGGAGCACCAUUGAGAAUCACGACCAUCAGCAUCCUCGUCUCCCCAAAACGAACCUUCGCUGUCGGCUUCAUCCCCUCCUCCUCCAAUAGCUACUUCUUCGCGGUGUGGGUCCACAAGUCAUCUAAUAAGACUGUCAUCUUCAAUGGCUCCGACACAUACUGGCCGGCGACGGCCACCAUCUGCGACCUCUCAUCCGACGGGAAGCUGCUCAUGGACAAUGCGAAUAGUUACAUCGUGGCAGAUGACGGAAUUCAUCCUCACUUGGUGCUGAUAUUAUGUUUGACGUUUGUCGGCGUGACCAAGACUUACGGCCAAGAGCAUUUUAACGUUCUAGACUUCAAAGCUGUUGGCGAUGGCGAUACAGAUGAUACUGAAGCCUUCCAAAAUGCAUGGGACAAAACAUGUGGUUCGACUGGGGCCCGUUCAACUAUGAUCGUCCCUGCAGAUAAGACAUUUCUUGUGAUGCCCACAAUUUUUCAGGGCCCAUGCAAACCCACCAGUGUCCACGUUCAGGGUUUAAGAGUUCACCAGUGCAAUGACACCGUCGUGAGCGGGUUGAGCUUCGCCGACAGCCCACAAACUCACCUCACCAUCUACGGCUGCCAGGGUUUUAACGUGACUUGGCUCAACAUCACGGCCCCUCAAACCAGUCCCAACACCGAUGGCAUUCACGUCCAAGCUUCGCAGCAUGUCAAGAUCCAAGACACUGUUAUAGGAACAGGUGACGACUGCAUCUCUAUAGGAGACCGUGUUCAUGAUAUAGUAAUUGAACGUAUCACCUGUGGACCAGGCCAUGGUGUAAGUGUGGGCAGCUUAGGAAAGGGAAGGAGGGAUGUUUUAGUUGAUGAGAUCCAUGUCUCAUAUGUUCAAAUGUUUAAUACCACUAACGGAGCAAGGAUCAAGACAUGGCAGGGAGCAACAGGGUCUGCAAGCCGUAUAUCGUUUGAGCAUAUUAAUGUCACCAAUGUUAAAAACCCUAUUGUCAUAGACCAAUACUACUGUGACAGUGAUGACGAAUGUCCCAUCAAGGAAAAAGCCGUACACAUCAGCAACGUGACGUUCGCUUACUUGACGGGGACCUCGAAGACCAAGACUGCCGUGACCCUCAACUGUAGCCAGACUGUUCCCUGCACUGGAGUUCACCUUAAAAAUGUGAACCUCACGGCAGUUUCCUCACCGAAUGACACAAAAGUCUCCUGUAUCAACGUUCAUGGUGACACCAGUGGUUACGUGUACCCAACCAUAGCUUGUCUCCAUUGA
Elaeis guineensis (African oil palm) is the source of this 1347-nucleotide messenger RNA. The record is from RefSeq and is a predicted model, not a curated record. NCBI's taxonomy places the organism in Eukaryota, Viridiplantae, Streptophyta, Magnoliopsida, Arecales, Arecaceae.